UGAGACUGAGAGUGAGUGAGAUAGAGAGAGAAAAAAGGUAACAUUUUGUUGUUGUGGUGCUGCUGUUUGGGACUGGGAGAACUCAUAGGCCUUAUUUCCCUUUCUCUAGACGUCCAACAGGUUGCAAACGAAUACUUUGACUCGCGUUCGUCGCACUUUCUUCUAUCGAAGCCGACUGUUUACAUGUUACUUUUCCGAAUAUGUACUACAAGUGAUGUGACUCGUGUCGUAGGUAUUCCUCGCUCGUGUAUUUACCUGUGUGCUAAUUUAUUACUAUAUUCUAUACAUCGUGUUUGACUAAAAUUACACAUUUUACCGUAAAUUAUCGUCGGAUUUUUUUUUCUCCGCUAUUUUUUACUUAUUUUUCGUUCGCGGAUUUUCGUUUUAACGAAAGUUAAUGUGGUAAAGUGUGUCGUUUUUUUGAUAAUCGUUCGCGUGUUUAUUUUAUGGUGUGAUCGAAUUAUAUUGCGUAAUUCGAUAUACAACGAGGAGAUAAUUUAAACCGACAUGAGGAAGCCAAGUAUCCAGCAACAGAAAUGGAUACUAGCGGCAUUCUCCUUGUUACUAUGCGUCGUACAGAGAGCGACAGCAGCUGAAGAAGCAUGGAGUAAACCUGAAUCAACGGUUUCCAGCCAAGACAACAAUGGCUGGAUUCCAGUCCAAGGCAAAUGCCUGACAUGCAGACCUAAUCGCGACCUCGAUGCUCAAACCACCAACGAACAAAUCAACAAGGUGCUCAGUCCUCCAGCACCAUUGUCACAAUCAUCAAAUCCACCAUAUGGCUCAGCUGCCCCACCGUUCGGUUCAGCUGCCCCACCAUUCGGUUCAGCCUCGCCACCAUUUGGUUCUGCUGCCCCACCAUUUGGUUCAGCUGCUCCAUUACCACAACAGGGGCCAUCAUUGCCACCACAGCAGCUUCAUCAGCAACAUCAACACCAGCAGCAGCAGCAGCAUCAACAACACCAGAUACCUCAGCAACAACAUCAUCAGCUCCAGUCAACACCUUAUAAACAACCUCGCAUAUUACCUUUCGGUGGACCUAACUUCCAUCAGUUGAAUUUACCAUUUGGUCACGAGCACAAGUUCCAAAUACAGCCAACUAAACUGUUCCCCCAAGAAGGGCAGAAACAGUUUUAUCAAUUCGAAGGCAAUCAUUUCCAAAAACAACCGUUCAACUUGCCUCAGCAGCAGUUGAUUCAAGCGCCUCAGCAAAGGUUCCCAUUCCAGGAACCAUACCCGUUCACAUUGCCUUUGAAGACCAUCGAAGCUACUACUCCAAAAAUCUCUUAUAAUCCAAAAAUCAGAUUCCCAGAUAACGAUGGACCAUCACCAAAACCUGGUAAUAAGAUACCACCCCAGAAUGUAGAUGAAAUACAGCUUUUGUACGUACCUGUUGAAACUCUACAGAGGCAAAGACAUGUUAAAAAUAUGAAAGAUUUGAUCAAUCAGCAAAAUCAACAAUACCAGCAAGUUCCUCAGAAUUUCGCACCUCCUGCUUUUAACGUGCAAUAUCAACCGGCAGCGUUCCCCAAACCAGAAAACAAUCUGUAUUUCCCUCCUAGCUACGCUCCUCCUAGUAAUUUCCUUCAAUUGAAUGCUCUUCCUGCUCAAAAAUUACCCGAUAAUGUGUACCAGAAUAUUUCGAAGAAUCUGCUACAGCCUUACUUCACCAUCAAUGGAUUGUAUUCGCCUCUACCUCCUCCUCAAAUCGCUCCACUUCCAACUAAACAAUCCGAUUUGCAAUUCUACAACAUCCUGCAACCAGCUUUAAUCAACCCUCCUCAAGUACAACUUAAACCCGAACCUUCUGCUGUGCCUCCUCCACCUCCUCCUCCCACUCCUACCCAAAUCAAUCGCCAGCCGAACAAGUAUGACUUCAACAAUAAUUUCCAAGUGCAGAAUUUACAAGGAGGAUUCAUCCUGUCAAAUGGCAUCAAUGAUGUUAAGCCACAACAACCGAGCCAGUCUUUUGAAUCGUACCCGGUCACUACUCCUGAUAUUUUGAAAACCACCGAGUACAUCACUGAGAAACCAACAGUGCCUCAGACAGACUUCAAUUACAAUUAUAUUACCGGUAGUCCUCAAACCAGCGCAUCUCAGAGUCAGAACCAGUACGUACCUCAACAGCAAACUGCUCAGAGUCAACAAUACUACAAUCAACAGAAUCUCAUACCCAGGAACGUGACCAAGUCAUCAUUCACAGUCCCAUCUCCUGCACCAGUUCCUGCAUCAGCACCUUAUGACGAAAGUGAAUAUCCAGUACCACAUCAGCCUCCAUUAUCAUUCUAUAUGGAGAAAUUACACAAUACCAAGAUCAACGACGUUCUGUACUUGUUGAAAGACUCUAAAACUAUCCCAGUUUUGGAUACGGUAGAGUCAGAGCCACCUCAGGUGUUUGUUGGACCUACAGAAUUGCAACCUCCAAAAGGAUAUGUUAAAUUCGAGUUGCCAUAUUUGUCUUCUUUGGAUUACAACCGUAUUGAAAGGAUGAUCGAUAGAUUACCAUUCUUUGUAGCUCCUCUGAACUUCAAACCUCCUCCAGGGUAUUCUAAAAUACCAUUCCCUGCACCUCAUAUUGGAUCAGUGGUAUUAUCCAAUUCUACAGUGUUGCAAGAGUCAUUGAGCAAAUACGAUCAACAAAAGUAUAAACAAUCUCAGCAGUCAUUCUCAUCAUCUCCAGAAUUAUCCACCAUUACACCUCAGCUCACUUCGCAGAUCAAUUCGCUGAUUGAUGCUCCUCCUCCUUCAGUUGCUUCUGAGAUCCUCAAGACCUACGAAGAAAGUACCAAGAAACCGAUCUACAAAAACACUUAUAGACCAGCUUCAUCUUCAACCGAAGCUCCAAAAAGGAACUUGAGCAGGCAACGUAAACCAAUCUACAGAGGAUAUCCAACUACUGAAACUCCUACAACUUACGAAGCUCCCUCAACCACCGAAACACCGAAGGUAGCUCAGAAUAACAAUGAUUAUGUGGAAUUUGCUGCCAAAGGUAAAUUCAAUUUUAAUUCGGAGCCAUCGCAGAACCCUACCUAUCAACCUAAUCAAUUGGUAGAUUCGUACCAGUCGCCUCCAUCUCCAGAUAAUACUUACCAACCUCAGACUGCCGAUACCUAUCAGUCUCCUCAGGUCUCAUCCACUUACCAGCCAACUCAGCAAAGCCAAUACGAUACCAAUUUCACUACCUACGCCAGUUACCAGAACAAUGUUGUAGAUCAAACCCAAAACGAGAACUUGUUUACCAAAAAAAUAGCUUCUCAGGUUGACUACAACGGUAAUCAGAAUUACCCUUUUUAUAACUUCGAUCUCUCCAGUUCGCAAGCUCCCAGUGAACCAACCACUCAAAAUGUCACUCAGGAAGCCGCGAAUUAUAAUUUCAACAACGUCAAACCUCUAUCGCAGUACAACCACUUUCUGAAGAAGGAAGAUGUCUCACCAGUCAACAUAACCGAACCAGCCAUUAGCUCGACCAGUGACGCCAGUUACCAAUUCUGGAACCAAAAUCAAUUCUAUAAAAAUAAUCCCAAUACAUUGGACUAUUUCAGUUCCACUGUCAGUAACCAUAUCGCCGAACCAACUCCAUCCCCAACAACGACUACUGAACAACCAACCACAUCAAGCAGAUUCAUCAAAGCCACCACAGAAUCAUCUGCCAAACCGGUAGAACCCACUUUUACAUCAGAACAGCAAAAAUUAGAAUCUCAAAGCACAGUCGAAUCUUCCUCAACGACCACAGCAACUCCGAAUCAUCGUCUGCGUAAUAAACAACGUGUCCCGAAUCGUUACCAAUCCAAAUACACGACUGAGAAACACAUCGAAGAAGAAGAUCUAUCCGCAAAACCAACCUAUGACAAAGCACCUGCCCAAGAACUAGACUCGGUCCAACAAUCGACCGAAAAUAGCGAGUCUUCCACCAGGGUGGAAAUAAAACAACGUCGCAGACGUCCGACUAGACCAGCUCAAAUUGUCACUGCUGUCACCGAACCAUCUUCCAGCACCAGUCGUAGUUUCAGAACCAGAGCUACGAGAUACCCGACAGCUCCAGCUUCUUCUACUGAAAGGUAUCGUGCCCGAAGACCAACUACCAACGCUGCCACUGAAGAAUAUACCUCGAAUUACGUUCCCUCUGCUCCCGCUUCGAACGAAAUAGCCCACGAGAAAAAGCUAGACUUGGAGAAAGACCAUAAACCAGAUGCGGAUAAUUACUGGAGCGAGGCUGUUUCAAUUCAUCAAAGCCAAAGUUACGAAGUACCUCCGAGCAAAGCUUCGAAAAAUUUUACCGAUGAAGGCCCGACCGAUUAUUUACCCUGGACUGAUGUAGCUCCUAAAAAUUCCGGAAAUGAUGGAUCCUUCUACCAGUACAGUACCACCGCUGAUUCCAGGGUUUCGGAGAAUCCGGAAAAUAAAACGCAAGAUCCUACUACAGUCGAGUCGUCGCUGAACGAGAAACCGACCAGUGAUCAAGUCAGCCCUACUUUUGGCACGGUUAAUUACAGCAGUACCGACGAGCACGUGCAGCAGGAUGAUAAACAGGAGCAGGAUAUCAAAAGCGAUAAAUUUUUAACCAAGGAUGACAAUCAAAAGAAAGCGUACAGUAAUCCGCAGGACGAAAAAAAGGCUCCCGGUCGAAGACGCGGCACCUGGGUUAAGAAAAUCCGCAUCAAGCAGCGUCCCCAAGACGUAUUCGAGACAGCCGAAUCUCAAAACCUGGGUCGAAUCACCGAUAACUCAGUUUCGCUUCUCGACUCGAAAAUCCUACCAAAGACUGACGAAGGCAAAGGCUCCAUCGACGAAUCGCACGUCACCUUCUCCAAAAUCAGAUCAACCUCUACCACGACGAUCGACGACUCGUACAUCACGACGACCGAACCAACGUCGGCUGAAAUCGUAACUCUGAAACCGACGACGACUGAAAAAGACGAUUAUCAAAACCUGCAGCGAAAUUUCGAUAAAAUGCUCAGCGAUUUCCUCAACAGCAACGAUCAGUCUGUGAAAAGCGUGAAUAUCGAACGCAAUAACACAUCUUCGGCUGAAAACAACAUCGGUUAUAUUCUGGGACUAGAUUCCAGUCACCAAGAUACCGCCACUAAUAAUAGUUCCUCUAGUUAUACGAUUAGUAGUAGUAAUACAAACAAUAUCAAUAAUAAUAAUAAAAACAACAACGACGCUGUUAAUCCUACUGAAAUCACCGAUGAAGUUACGACCACGACGACGUAUCCAAAUUCGGGCGAAUUUUCCGAUAUAGGUACAACUACCGAAGACAAUUUAGAGACUUUUUUCCCAAAUAAACUCAUAGGUACCUCGACCACGACCGAGAUAUCCCUCGAGACGGAGAUUUGUUACAGAGGGAAAUGCGUGAAGACGAAAAAAAGCAAAGCUAGUGAUUUACUGCCUGUCGAGUAAGUCUUCUAGUUAGACGUUAUUUUGUGCCAAGUCAUUUUUUUUUCUUUUUAAUUUACUCUUGUAUGUAUAUUUAAUGUAAAUACGUAAUUUAAGACGUCUUGAGACUGUAUAAAACAAUUUUUUAUUUAAUAUUUUUUAAUUUAUAUUAUUUUUUUGUACAUGUUUUUCUUCCUUUUUUUUUUUUUUUUUUUUGUAAUUUUAAUUUAGAUAAUUUUUUUUCUAAUUUAUCGAAUUAUUUCGUACGAUUGAAUUUAGAAUUCGUCGCGAAUACGAAACGAUUCGAUAUGCUUUAAAAAUAAAUGCAAAGAAAGUGUUUUUUUAAGCCAGGUUUGCAUUUAUUUUUGUAGCGUGUAUAAAACUUGUUAUUGAAAAUGAAAGUUGACAUUUAUGGUGACAUUUUGUCGCUUGCGUAGAACGAGUUUUAUCCCCCAAAAAUGGUGUCCGCGAGUGCAAGUCGAGUUAUCUAUACUAUAUCUAUGAUAUAAGCCAGUUUUCUAUCGAAUAAGGUAUCAAUGGAAGGCAUCUACUUUCAUAAUAUUCGCCGGACCGAACACCGAACUCGCGAAGGCGAAUGUUUUCGUUGUAGGUAGAUUUUUCUCUCUAUUACUCUUACUCUCUCAAUUAUCGUCGAGUUAAAUACCGCGAACUAGAUGAAAUUUAACGCAUUCGUGAUUAUUCUCAUACCGAGUAUAACAAUUAAAUACUUACCCAAGUAUUAAAGGUGCUUUAGCGUUUACCUACCUAUCUGAUGAAAUUCGUGUUAAUAGGCUAAUUAGACGUAUGUUGGCAAGUCUGGUUCCGGCGUCAAAAAAAAAAAAAAAUACGUGAGAGUAAUUAUCUUUUUAUUGGUUCGUAUCUGUUUAAAGCGAACUGAUAUUUAAAGUAUUUAAUUUAUAUUUCCUGGCUUUUUUUUUCUUCAAUGAGCUCGAACACGUUUGAAUUUUCCUUCGAUGUGAAAAUGAAUAACGCGAGUUGAGAAUUAUUAAUUCUAAUGAUUUUUUUUUUUUUGAAAAAUGUACAGUAAGAUACCUACCUGAAUACAUAUUUGAUGUAUGGAUUAACUGGCAAAAAUAUCUUAUUUAGGAUGUAGUCACUCUGAUUUUUAUUUAAUUUAUUUAUACGUGUAUCUGCAUAAUACAUUGUAACUGUCUUGUAGCUCAAAAUGUUAUUUUAACUGUAAUGACCAAAAUGUAAAUAAAUAGUUCUUUUAAUUUGA
Planococcus citri (citrus mealybug) is the source of this 6616-nucleotide messenger RNA. RefSeq names its product putative mediator of RNA polymerase II transcription subunit 26. The transcript is spliced from 3 exons. NCBI's taxonomy places the organism in Eukaryota, Metazoa, Arthropoda, Insecta, Hemiptera, Pseudococcidae. The record is from RefSeq and is a predicted model, not a curated record. The coding region runs from base 508 to 5400 and encodes 1630 amino acids.